UUUCCAUUAAAUAUAAAUAUAAGAUAAUUUUGUUAAUCGAGGCUACACAUAUAAAAAGAAUCACUUAGAGGUUUUUAUUUUUCUUUUGGUAAUCAUAGUGUACAUGUCAGUUUUUGAGCACCCAAUUAAAUUCUCAAAAUAUCUGCCCCUCUAAUCAGCAAAGAUUUCGGCUAACGCUGUCCACUUAGGCCGGAACAUGUAAUAGAAUCGCCUAGUGUUUUUAUUUUCUUUUUGGGAUUCGAGGAAUUUUCACUUUGAUUAAUUUUAGCUGAUUUUUAUGCUAUUACAGGUUAUGAUAAGAGGAAAAUGGAUGAAUUGCAAGUAGAGGAAUGCUGUAUUGAGAAUAAGCAAUCAGUUGCUGCUUCGAGCUCGUCGGUUUCUGAAAAUAGUGGUAGUGUUACUUUAAGGUCACCAGCAGUAUCUAGUCCAACCCCUGCAUCACCAACUCACAGGAAAACCACUGGUCCAAUAAGGCGAGCAAGGGGUGGUUGGACACCUGAGGAGGAUGAUACUUUGAAAAAGGCUGUUUCAGUUUACAGAGGCAAAUGUUGGAAGAAAAUAGCUGAGUUGUUCCCGGAUAGAUCAGAAGUGCAAUGUCUGCAUCGCUGGCAGAAGGUUCUCAAUCCAGAACUUGUUAAAGGACCCUGGACUCGGGAGGAGGAUGAUAAGAUUAUUGAACUGGUCGCUAAGUAUGGGCCGAUAAAAUGGUCUGUCAUAGCUAAAUCAUUGCCUGGUCGAAUAGGGAAGCAAUGUCGUGAGAGAUGGCACAAUCAUUUGAAUCCCAAUAUCAAAAAGGAUGCUUGGACACUGGAAGAGGAACGGGCACUUAUAGAUGCUCAUCGGAUCCAUGGUAACAAGUGGGCUGAAAUUGCUAAAGUUCUGCCAGGAAGGGCUGAUAAUGGAAUCAAGAAUCAUUGGAACAGCUCUCUGAGGAAGAAGUUAGACUUCUAUUUAGCUACUGGAAAUCUUCCAUCUGUUAAAUCUGAAGAGCUACUAGUUUGCUCAAUUAAAACAUCAGAAGCAGCUGACGUAGUUUCAUCAGGAGCUAUAGAUAUAUGUAAAAUAGAAAACGGAUGGCAGGUGACAGAAAUCAGUGCUUCCAAUGGUGGUCCUCAAGCUGAAUCCACUGAUUCUGAAAUCGUCAGGUUGGAAGAUCAAUCACCAGAAGAAGAUGCUAUUCAACACAUCAAACAAAGUACAGAAUCAGAAAACAGGUGUGAUGGCUGGAACAUAGAUAGUGCAGUAGGUCGAUUACAAGUUUUUGAAGCACCAUUUCCUUGUGAAAUCUCGACAUGUGGUAGGUUAUACUAUGAACCACCAAGGUCAGAAAGUUGUAUUCCACUGGAUUCAGAUCUUCUAAAUAUCGGCUGGGCACAAUGUGAAUCUGAUGCAAGUCCAAGCCCAUCACCAAAUGGUUUCUUCACUCCACCUAGUACAAAGGACCAUAGCCUAUAUGCACAAACUCCUGAAUCUGUACUUAGAAUUGCUGCUAGAAGCUUCAAUACGCCGUCCAUAUUAAGGAAAAGAAAGUCUCAAGGUAAACCUUCGACGCCAACUAAUAAAAUGAGGAAGUCAGAUGGAGAUUUCUGUAAGGACAAACUUAUUGAUGCGUGUGACAAAGUCCAAUUCGACAGCUCAGACAAAUCUAGCAUGGAUAAUUGAGUUUCUUGAAGAAAUUCUUCCAAUGGUGGUCUGUUCAACAGUCGAGAAUUUAAUGCCUCUCCUCCCUAGCGAUUAAGGUCUAAACGGACAUCUAUCUUUAAGUCUGUGGAGCAGCAGCUUCAGUUUGCACUCAACAAAGAGAAGCAUGAUACAUGUAAUGGGUUCAGUGAUUCAACUGUAAAUGAGAUAUCACAUGCUGCCAAGAAGCAUACAGAUCAGAAGGAGGUGGAAUAAAUGCAGAACAUUUUGCAAUUUCAGACUCUGGCUGGUAAGUCCCAUGAGAUGGAGGUUCGGAAGCAAUCAGUAACAACGGUCAGAAGAACUUAAGACACCUCUUGAAACAUCGAAGGACUUGGAUCUUCCAGAUGCAGUUUUGUUAAUUGUUAGGUGUACAAAGAUCUCUUAGUUUACAUCGGUUAUGUGCAGGUUAUAUUGGCUAUUGGUUUUUCGUAGAUGUUACAGGGCGAUUUUUGUUAUACAUGAAAGAUUGUUGAAGCUGCCAUUGAAUAGCUGCUUAAUAAGAACAGUUGUCUGGUAUAUCAUUGUUCAAUACCAUUUAGAAAAUUGGUGUUUGUUAAGCUUGUAAGUUUGUCGAAGUAGUUUAUACAUAUUCUUUUUUUAAAUC
This is a messenger RNA of Capsicum annuum, 2287 nucleotides long. Its product is annotated as transcription factor MYB3R-5. Gene Ontology annotation, cellular component: nucleus. The transcript is spliced from 9 exons. Gene Ontology annotation, biological process: regulation of DNA-templated transcription. Gene Ontology annotation, molecular function: RNA polymerase II cis-regulatory region sequence-specific DNA binding; DNA-binding transcription factor activity, RNA polymerase II-specific. The record is from RefSeq and is a predicted model, not a curated record. Bases 307 to 1662 code for a protein of 451 amino acids. Lineage: Eukaryota; Viridiplantae; Streptophyta; Magnoliopsida; Solanales; Solanaceae.